This is a messenger RNA of Kogia breviceps (pygmy sperm whale), 1149 nucleotides long. RefSeq names its product proteasome activator subunit 3 (gene PSME3). Gene Ontology annotation, cellular component: nucleoplasm; cytoplasm; proteasome activator complex. Gene Ontology annotation, biological process: positive regulation of endopeptidase activity; regulation of G1/S transition of mitotic cell cycle; regulation of proteasomal protein catabolic process. Gene Ontology annotation, molecular function: endopeptidase activator activity. NCBI's taxonomy places the organism in Eukaryota, Metazoa, Chordata, Mammalia, Artiodactyla, Physeteridae. The record is from RefSeq and is a predicted model, not a curated record.
GUCGUGAGCGGCGAAAGCCGGGAGGGCGAGCGACAGUGGGAGCAGGCAGCAGGCACAGGCAGCAGGCGGGCGGGCGGGCGGACGGACGGCACGAAGGGAGGGAGCGAGAGAGCAGUGAGUGAGCCAGCGAGGGCGGCCGCAUCACAUUCCCGCCUCCCUCUAACCCCCUCCCCGGAGCCCACAGCGCCUCCGGUCUCCAGCGGAGCGGACACGGCCCGGCCCGGCCAUGGCCUCGUUGCUGAAGGUGGAUCAGGAAGUGAAGCUCAAGGUUGAUUCUUUCAGGGAGCGGAUCACAAGUGAGGCAGAAGACUUGGUGGCAAAUUUUUUCCCAAAGAAAUUGUUAGAACUUGAUAGUUUUUUGAAGGAACCAAUCCUAAACAUCCAUGACCUAACUCAGAUCCACUCAGACAUGAAUCUCCCAGUCCCUGACCCCAUUCUUCUCACCAAUAGCCAUGAUGGACUGGACGGUCCCACUUACAAGAAGCGAAGAUUGGAUGAAUGUGAAGAGGCCUUCCAGGGAACCAAGGUGUUUGUGAUGCCCAACGGGAUGCUAAAAAGCAACCAGCAGCUGGUGGACAUUAUUGAAAAAGUGAAGCCUGAGAUCCGGCUGCUGAUUGAGAAAUGCAACACGGUCAAAAUGUGGGUACAACUCCUGAUUCCUAGGAUAGAAGAUGGGAACAACUUUGGGGUGUCCAUUCAGGAGGAGACAGUUGCAGAACUAAGAACUGUUGAGAGUGAAGCUGCAUCUUAUCUGGACCAGAUAUCUAGAUAUUAUAUUACAAGAGCCAAAUUGGUUUCUAAAAUAGCUAAAUAUCCCCAUGUGGAGGACUAUCGCCGCACCGUGACAGAGAUUGAUGAGAAAGAAUAUAUCAGCCUUCGGCUCAUCAUAUCAGAGCUAAGGAAUCAAUAUGUCACUCUACAUGACAUGAUCCUGAAAAAUAUCGAGAAGAUCAAACGGCCCCGGAGCAGCAAUGCAGAGACACUGUACUGAGGCCAGGGCCAGGGCCAGGGCCAGGGGACUCUGUGAGUCUGGCUCAAGACCGACAUUGCCUUGGUUUGUUACAUGACUAUCGUGAUGGGGAAACUGGCUGGAAGUAGUAAUCACACCUCUCUCUGUUUUUAGUUAGAGUCUAAUGAAACGCUCAUGUA